ACCGAGCCACAUGUUUAAGUAAAAGGAACUGUCUGAUAUGUGGUUGUGCCUUCCUCGUACCUAUUAUCUCAUUUAUUAUUUUCUGUGCUGUCUAUUUUUCUGCCGCCCCAUUACCUGCGAUACCUGUCAAUCCAGUAUCCCUGAUGGAAAAAAAUGCAACCGCGACGACUGCGCCCCGUAUAUUAACCUUCAAUAUGUUUAUGAGGCCGCCCGGAAUAAAGAAUAACAAAAAUGACUUUAAAAACGAAAGAUUGGAUUUCAUUGUACAAAAUAUUUUGCCAGCUUAUGACAUCAUUACCGUGCAAGAAGCUUUUGCCUACGCUAAUAGACGCAUUGAUAGGUUUUUGGCUGCCGCUUUUAAACAGGGUUUUUAUUACCAAGUCGCCUCCUCUAGACACUAUCCUUGGGACCUGGCUGGUGAUGGUGGUUUACUCAUUCUCUCAAAGUAUCCCAUUCAAAAAUCAGACAGGAUUGAAUUUCCUCGUGGUGUUCACUCAGACUGGCUGUCUUUCAAAGGUGCACUUCAUGCUCUCGUUGAGAUAGAUUCGACACAUUCCGUUCACGUAUAUACCACACAUACCCAAGCAUCUUAUGAUAAUAACGGUGCCAUCAAUUUUGACGAUACGAAGGUUCGAUUAAGUCAGUUUGCAGCUGUACAUCAAUUUAUAGCUGACACUGCUAAAGAAGACUCACAUCCAAUCCUACUGAUGGGUGAUCUGAAUGUAGACGCGGCUGCACACGACACUGAUAUAGAUGUACCAUCUCGUAAUAGUUCUCUUGCAUAUACCAUGAUGAUGGAUGUUCUUAUUGGAAAAGGAACCAAUCUUCAACUGCUGGUGAAUGACAAGAAUGUAUCGACGGUUGAAAAUAAAACCAGCUAUGGAGAUGAUUGGCACCUUGAUGGUUUGACAGACAUGGCUUACAAAUCAUUUGGUUACCAUCCCGUUACUUUUGGAGAUUAUAAGAAAUUAGACAAUGGAACACUUAUACCUGCUGAAACCAUCUUAACCAGUCAUAAUCAAUUGAUGACGGUCCAGAGUAUCGAUCGUUUACUUUGGUAUGGUAAAAACGAUACAAGGAUGUCGGUGAGUCAUGUGGUCGUUGAAAAUUUCUUCACAAAGAAUGACACUACGCUGCCAUUUACACAAAUAUCAGAUCAUUAUGGCCUUAGCGCUGUACUUGAAUGUAAUUAAAAAAUUUAUCUUAAACCAACCACUUUAUAAACUUCUUCCAUUGUGUUGUUUGCCACAUCAUUUGCCUUUUGGGCACCCUUAUCUAAUACAGUUUUAACAUAACCUUCGUCCGCUUGUAAACGCACUAAUUCAGAUUGAAUGGGAUGCAAUUUUUCAAUAAUGGACUCUGACACUCU
Molecule: messenger RNA, 1369 nt
Organism: Mucor mucedo
Lineage: Eukaryota; Fungi; Mucoromycota; Mucoromycetes; Mucorales; Mucoraceae
Product: Endonuclease/exonuclease/phosphatase
Exons: 3
Coding region: 144-1193 (349 amino acids)
Cellular component (GO): extracellular region; cytoplasm
Molecular function (GO): sphingomyelin phosphodiesterase activity
Source: RefSeq, a predicted model, not a curated record